GGAGAAUGAGGUAGUAAAUAUUAAGAAAGAAGUAAAGAAGAAGGGUGUUGGAUCAGGUGAAGAAGGAUCAUUAGUUCCAAUGAAUGUUUCCCAGUUUUUUAAGGACAAAAAUAAGAUAUCAAGAUCAUCUCCAUCAUUUAAAAAAGUAGUUUCUGAAGAUGGGAUUGAAGAAAGUUAUAUGGAUGAUGAAGAAUUUUCGUUUAGUCAAUCUGAUUUGCUUGAAUUUGAAGAAUUAGAUAAGAUUUGCAAGGAUGAAAUGAAUAAGGAUUCACCUGUUAAAAUGAAGGAUUCUGUGGGUUUUAAGGGAGGGUCUAAUGAUACAUCUUUACCAGUAGUUGAGGAUGCUUUUUCGAAUAUAAAAAAUAAAGAAUCUGUGGUUAUUUCUAAGAAAAAGAAUAAUAUUAAGGCCAAUAUUACACCUAAAAAAAAAUCAGGUUAUACGGAUUUAAUUACGAAUAAACAAGAGGAAAAUGUUGAUGAUGCUAAAAAUAUAGCACAAAAGGUUUUAAAUGAAUGUCCUUUAAUAUCUUUAUCGGAUCUUGAAAAUGUUGAGAGUAAGCGUCAUGAGUUUAAUGACUAUACAACACGUGCUCCCUUAGCGACAAAUGCUUCUAGGGAAAUACCUGUUGGAAAUGUAAAUUGUCUUUUUGGUCUAACUUUUGUUUUUACUGGUGUUUUGAAAACAAUUGAUCGUGAAGAGGGAUGUAAUCUUGUAAAAAGAUAUGGAGGAAAAGUGACAACAGCACCUUCUAGUAAAACAUCAUUUGUUGUAUUAGGGAUAGAUGCUGGCCCUAAGAAAAUAGAGGCUAUUAAAAAGAAUAAGCUGAAGACUAUAGAUGAAGAUGGUUUGUUUUAUCUUAUUAAGAAUAUGCCUCCUUUAGGUGGAGAUACUAAGGCUGCUCAAAUUGCAGAAAAAAAGAGGAUAGAACAGAAUCUUGAAGUGGAGAAAAUGGCGAAAUUAUUGGCUCCAGAGACUCGAGAAAUUCAGAAAGCUCAGUCAUAUCAACUUUGGACUACGAAAUAUGCACCUCGUAGUCUUAAAGAAAUAUGUGGGAAUAAAGGUUUGGUAGAAAAAUUACAAAGAUGGUUACGUGAUUGGGACCAAAAUCGUAUUGCUAAUUUUAAAAAGCCGGGAUCUGAUGGAAUGGGGUUUUACCGUGCUGUUCUUAUAUCAGGUCCACCUGGUAUUGGAAAAACUACAUCAGCACAUUUAGUUGCGAAAUUAGAAGGCUAUGAUGUAUUAGAAUUUAAUGCAAGUGAUACAAGAAAUAAGAAACUAUUACAAGACUCGUUGAUUCGAAUUUAUAAUAAUACAUCACUUAAUGGAUUUUUUACUCAUGAAGAAACAACAGGAAAAAGGAACAAACUUGUUUUGAUCAUGGAUGAAGUGGACGGAGUAUCUGCUGGUGAUUAUGGAGGAAUUGGUGAACUUAAUUCUUUUAUUAAAAAAACUUUGGUACCUAUAAUAUGUAUUUGUAAUGAUAGGGCUUCAAGGAAGCUUUUACCUUUGGAUAGGACAGUAUUUGAUCUUAGAUUUCGAAGGCCUGAUGUCAAUUCUCUUCGUUCUCGAAUAAUGUCUAUUGCAUUUCGUGAAGAUUUAAAACUAGAGCCUCAAGCAAUUGAUCAAUUAGCCGAAAUUACUAAUGGCGAUAUUCGCCAAAUUAUAAAUAUUCUUUCGUCUUGGAAAAUUAGUCAGACUUUUAUGAGUAUGGAUGAUGGGAAAAAUGCUGCAAAGGCUGCAGAAAAACAUAUUGUUAUGAAUCCUUGGGAUGUAGUAGGAAAAUUUCUAAGCGGAGGUAUAUUUAGGCAUACUAGUAAAUUUACAUUAAAUGAUAAAAUUGAACUUUACUUUAACGAUCAUGAACUUUCACAUUUAAUGCUCCAAGAAAAUUAUUUAAAAACACGACCUGAUCUAUUAAGUUCUACUACUAAUUUGAAGCAAAAAAAUCAUGAGCAUUUAAAAUUAAUAGAAAAAGCUUCUGAGUCUAUUUCUUAUGGCGAUAUUGUUGAUUCUAUGAUUCAUGGACCCCAACAACAUUGGAGUUUAAUGCCUAUGCAUGCUGUAUUUUCAUGUGUUAUUCCUUCAUUUUAUGUUUCUGGAUUUUCUACAUCCCAAUAUUCGUUUACUUCGUUUUUGGGUAAUUUAUCUAAAGCUAAUAAACUAAUGAGAUAUUUGCAGAGCAUUCAGGCUCAUAUGUCUUUGAAAACAAGUGGAAAUUGUACUGAAAUUCGAAAAUUUUAUAUAUCAUUAUUAUUUGAUCUUCUUUUACGAAGACUUGAAAUUAAAGGACAAGAUAUAAUUCCAGAUAUUAUUAAACUUAUGGAUGAAUAUUUUCUUUCUAAAGAGCAUUCUGAAUAUAUUUUAGAAUUAGGUAUAGGACCAAAUAAUGCGAAUCUUUUAAAAAUUCCAUCACAAACGAAAGCUUCUUUUACAAAACAAUAUAAUAAAACUAAUCAUCCUAUUCCAUUUUGUGAUACUUUUGAUUCAGUUAAAUCUGGUGUUGUAUAUAAUAAACCUGAUUUAGAAGAUGCUUUGGAAACAAAUUCACAUGAACCUCAAGAGCACAUUUCUGAUAAUGAAGAUGAUUUAGAAAAAGACAAACUUGUUAUUGAGAGUGGAAAAAAAGGGAAAAGGUCUUCUAAAGUUACAUCUAAAAAGAAAAAAAAAUAACAAUUUUGACAAAAAUUAUAUAUCAUAUAAAUUAUAAUGUGUUA
Molecule: messenger RNA, 2715 nt
Organism: Pneumocystis carinii B80
Lineage: Eukaryota; Fungi; Ascomycota; Pneumocystomycetes; Pneumocystales; Pneumocystaceae
Exons: 13
Coding region: 80-2671 (863 amino acids)
Biological process (GO): DNA replication; DNA repair
Cellular component (GO): DNA replication factor C complex; nucleus
Molecular function (GO): DNA clamp loader activity; ATP hydrolysis activity; ATP binding
Source: RefSeq, a predicted model, not a curated record